This is a messenger RNA of Cryptomeria japonica (Japanese cedar), 1447 nucleotides long. RefSeq names its product large ribosomal subunit protein uL4c. The transcript is spliced from 2 exons. Gene Ontology annotation, cellular component: ribosome. Gene Ontology annotation, biological process: translation. Gene Ontology annotation, molecular function: structural constituent of ribosome. The record is from RefSeq and is a predicted model, not a curated record. Lineage: Eukaryota; Viridiplantae; Streptophyta; Pinopsida; Cupressales; Cupressaceae. The coding region runs from base 233 to 1126 and encodes 297 amino acids.
UUGGAGUACCCGUUCAGUUUGAAAACCUCUCUUGACGAAUUUUAAAUAGCAUUAACAAAUUUUAAAUAUUGCUUUCUAAUUUUAACCUUUUCAUACGAUAAAUCAAAACUUCCUCAUUAUCAACAAUAAACUCAGCUCUGUACCUAGUAGAAAUGGAUAACGUUGUUGGGGACACAAAUAAAACUUUCCUCACUCUCAACCGCGACACCUACACAAACACAAAAACACAUCCAUGGCGAAAUGCCUCUCAUUCUCUACAUCAACAUUUUUCUGCCCGCCAUCAAUCUCUCUCCAGAGGCCCCCAUCGCAAUCUUGCUCAACUCUCCAUCAAUGGAGCCUUGAGAAUCAGAAAAAGCGGUCCUUGACUCUCUCGAUUAGCGCAGAGGCCGUCACAAUCCCUGUCAUCACGUUCGACGGUGAGAAGGCAGGCACAGCGUCUUUGGACAUCAAAACAGCCCGGCCGGAGACGGCCCGCGCUGUGGUUCACAGGGGCGUCGUGACGGAGCUUCAAAACCGGCGGCGCGGCACGGCCUCAACUCUGACCCGCGGCGAAGUGCGAGGGGGAGGAAGAAAGCCCUAUAAACAGAAGGGCACCGGCAAUGCUCGUCGCGGCUCGCAAAGGACUCCUUUGCGGCCUGGCGGGGGUAUAAUUUUUGGCCCCAAGCCCAAAGACUGGAGCAUCAAAAUCAACAAGAAAGAAAAGCGUCUCGCCAUCUCUACGGCUCUCGCCAGCGCCGCUGUCGACAGCGUUGUAAUUGACAGCUUCACGGAGAAGUUUGACACUCCCAAGACUAAGAAUUUUGUUGCUGCGCUCAAGAAGUGGGGCGUGCAGCCCAGUGAAGAUCAUGCUCUCAUAUUUACCACGGAGCUGUCAGAGAAUGUGCGGCUGUCCAGCCGAAAUAUUGGGUCUUUGAAGAUUUUGACUCCGAGGACCUUGAAUUUGUAUGACAUUUUGAGGGCCGAUAAGCUUAUUUUUACUAAGGACGGUGUGGAGUAUCUUAAUAAGAUGUAUGGAUUGAAUUCAGCCAUUCGGGAGGAAGAUGAAGAGAAGGGAGAGGAAGAGGGGAAAGAGGAGGAACAGCAAUAUGAAGAGGAAAGUUCAGAGACUCCAGAAACUGCACAAUGAUUUCAGGUGUUGACAAGAGCAUGAGACAAACAUUAUUUGCGCUGAUUAUGAUGCUUAUGCCGUAUGGAAUUCUGCUCUUUUAGUAACUGUGGUACUCGAAUAUAUGCUGCAGUUAAGAAAGGAGUUGCACUGGGUAAAAAUGUUCUUUGCAGAAUCCUUUCUACAAAAAAAAGUUGUAUCAAGGAGGGAUACUGAUUCUUUUCUACCUAUUAUUUUUUUGUGAUUUGUCAAUGUUUCAAGUUGCAAGGAUGUAAUCUUUGAAGAAAGCACAAUACAACAAUGCCUAUAUCUUUUAAUGUUUUCUUGAAAUUUUCUCUUUCA